AUGUGCCCUGCAAUUCGGCCCAUCGACUACACCUCCAACUUAGAGGUUAUCCUCUCCGUUGACUCAUCCGUGAUCGCAAUCGGGUAUAUUCUUGCUCAACUUGAUGAUAAAGGACGACGACGCCCUGCGCGAUUUGGUUCAAUGACACUGAACGAACGCGAGGCGAAGUACUCACAGGCAAAAAUCGAGCUCUAUGGCUUGUUCCGUUCACUGCAUGCUGUCAAAAUUUACAUUAUUGGCAUCCAAAACCUGACUGUAGAGGUCGAUGCGAAGUACAUCAAGGGCAUGAUCAACAACCCAGAUAUGCAUCCCAAUGCUGCCAUGAACCGGUGGAUAGCUGCGAUUUUGAUGUUCGACUUCAAACUUGUCCACGUUCCGGGGAAAUUUUUCAGAGGACCUGAUGGGUUAUCAAGAAGAAGAGGAGCGGAUGAUGAUGACUGCGUCGAGAAUGAGGGCGAGAGCGCUGACGAGUGGGUGGAGGAAAUUUUGAUGUGUGGUGUGUGGGUGGCUUCAAGCUUGGAGUCGGGGGUGUUUGAAGUGGGAAACAAGAGAAUUGGGGCGAAGGGUUUGGUUCUGGCUUAUGGGAGGAAGUGCGUGGAGGCGACUGAUGAAGGGGAGCUGCCGGUGAAUGAUGUUGGGAGAAAGAAGGACGAAGACUUACGGAAGGUGGAAAAGUAUUUGUCGACGCUGAAACCGCCUGCGGGCUUGGAUACCAAAGGCCUAUGCAAAUUCUUCAAGAGAGCUUCACGUUUCUUCUUGGCUGGAGGCCGACUAUGGUACCGAGAACGCGACGGACGGCAUCGUGUUGUGCUAUUUGAACAGGAUCGCCUACCGGUGCUAAAGACGGCUCAUGAUGAACUCGGCCACAAGCGCUUCUAUCCGACGAGACAACAGGUAGCGACACGCUUCUACUGGCCAACUAUGGAUGCAGACAUCAAGUGGUUUCUGGAUACAUGCCACGAGUGUCAAUUAAUGUCGCAGCAAGCCGUGUUGCUCCCACCUACCGUGAUAAGUCCGCCGGGAUUGUUCCAAAAAUGUCACAUUGACACAAUGCAUCUGCCGAAGUCGGGAGGCUACAAAUAUGUCGUCCAAGCACGCGAUAACUUGUCGGGUUGGCCGGAGUUUGAGAUGUUGAGGAAAGAGAACCAUAAAGCGAUAGGAAGGUUUUUGUUGGAGAAGAUCAUGAUGAGGUGGGGGUCAGUGUUGGAGAUGGUGACGGACAAUGGGACUCCUUUCGUCAAGGCAUUGGCGUGGCUAGAGGGGAAGUACAAUGUCAGCCACAUUCGGAUUUCAGGUUACAACUCGAGGGCGAAUGGCACCGUCGAGGCUGCUCACCAGCCAGUCCGCAGCGCACUCAUCAAAUCCGGCGACGGUGAUAUUCGAAAGUGGCACGAACGCCUGCCAUACGUCUUCUGGGCAGAGCGCAUUACGACGAGGAAAUCUACAGGGUUUUCACCUUACUAUGCAGUGCAUGGAGUGGAACCUCUCUUACCGUUCGACAUCACCCAUGCAACGUUCCUUCUACCACCAAUGAAAUCCCUCAUCACCGAGGUCGAGUUGCUUGCUAUGCGUGGACGACAGCUUGAACGACGAAACGACGACAUCGCAGCCAUGCAGAAACGUGUUUUGAAGGCUCGCUUUGCUUCGGCUGCCGAGUUCGAAAGGCGACACGAGAACGUCUUGAUCGACUACGACUUUCAGCCCGGGGAGUUCGUGCUGGUGUUGAACAAGAAAAUCGAACCUGAUGUUGGCCGAAAGGGUAAACCUCGCUAUUAUGGUCCCAUGGUCGUCAUCAGGCGCUCUGAAGGUGGUUCGUAUCGCCUCGCCGAGCUGAAUGGGGCUGUGUCGAAGUUGAAGUAUGCUGCGUUUCGGUUGAUUCCUUAUUACCCUCGUGGCAGGAAGGUAGUGAAGGUGACGGAGUUGGAGGAGGUUUGA
Molecule: messenger RNA, 1935 nt
Organism: Cyclocybe aegerita
Lineage: Eukaryota; Fungi; Basidiomycota; Agaricomycetes; Agaricales; Hemipholiotaceae
Source: the annotation of a GenBank genome assembly